Molecule: messenger RNA, 249 nt
Organism: Fomitiporia mediterranea MF3/22
Lineage: Eukaryota; Fungi; Basidiomycota; Agaricomycetes; Hymenochaetales; Hymenochaetaceae
Exons: 2
Source: RefSeq, a predicted model, not a curated record
UUCGGAUCUGGCUUCCCAGGACCCAACUGCUUCAAGGACAUCACUAUAACUGCCAAUGGAAAGACCGCUACUGCUCAGAUCAUUGACAAGGCGAGCUUCUUUACAUUAUCGCGGCAUAAUGGACCUUCCAUCCUUACUGCUUCUUGCCCAGGAUGUCCGGAAGGAGGACUCGACUUGAGUCCUUCACUUUUCAGUAAGCUUGGAGACGAGAGUCAAGGAGUUCUGACAGGGGAAUGGAGCUUUGACUAA